Botrytis sinoallii is the source of this 1497-nucleotide messenger RNA. RefSeq lists its product as uncharacterized. Gene Ontology annotation, molecular function: glutamine synthetase activity. The transcript is spliced from 3 exons. The record is from RefSeq and is a predicted model, not a curated record. Bases 1 to 1497 code for a protein of 498 amino acids. Lineage: Eukaryota; Fungi; Ascomycota; Leotiomycetes; Helotiales; Sclerotiniaceae.
AUGCCAGAUACUCCAGAAUGGAUAGCUUCACACAAGCAAUGGGAUGAAAAGACCGCCGAGAAUCUCACCACACUUCUCGAAAAUGAUACCAAAGUAAAAUUGGCUGGGAUAGAUGUCGAUGGUAUAUUGCGUGGGAAGCUUGUCUCCAAGAAGAAGUUUCUAGGUAUCGCCAAAGAAGGGUUUGGAUUCUGUUCGGUCAUCUUCGGAUGGGAUAUGCAUGAUCAGACAUAUUUUAAGGAAUUGAAAAUCAGUAAUGCGGAGAAUGGCUAUCAUGAUAUUAUUGCGAUUCCGGAUUUGAGUAGUUUCAGAAGGAUACCUUGGGAAGAUAAUGUGCCAUUCUUUUUAAUCAGCUUUUAUGAUCCGGACUCCGGAAAGCCGGUUUCUGCAUGCCCGAGGGGAUUGUUGAAGACUGCAGUGGAAAAGUUACAAGCCAAUGGUUUGGGUGCAAUGGCUGGAGCUGAAUACGAGUUCUUCCAAUUCAAAGCGCCGGCGAGCAAUCCUCAUGCACCAAUUUCCGAAAGAAACACUUCUUCAACAGCAACCUUCCUAAGAGAAAACCCCGUCGAUUCAUUACCUUCGUUGACCGAAGGAAUGUUUGGAUACAGUUUAACGAGACCAGUUCACAACCAAGAUUAUUAUUAUGGGAUAUAUGAUGCAUGCGAACAAUUCAAUUGUGGAAUAGAAGGAUGGCAUACAGAGAGUGGACCUGGUGUUUUUGAGGCAGCUUUGGCAUUUGGGGAGAUUCAACAAAUGGCGGACAAAGCAAGCUUGUUCAAAUAUGUGGUCAAAUCAGUAGCAACAAAAUACGGCAUCACCCCAUGCUUUAUGGCUAAGCCACGUCAAGGGCUUCCCGGAAACAGUGGGCACAUGCAUGUUUCGAUCGUCGACAAGGAUGGCAAGAAUCUCUUCUUCCGAGAAACUAAAGAUACGGAAGCAAAAUGGAAGGAUAUUGAGAAUCUUUCGGAUAUGGGGCGUCAUUUCCUCGCUGGAGUAUUGGAAGGCCUUCCAUAUGUCAUGCCACUUCUCGCACCAACAGUCAACUCGUACAAACGUCUAGUCGAAAAUUUCUGGGCUCCAGUAACAGUAUCUUGGGGGCUUGAACAUCGUGCAGCGUCUGUCCGUCUGAUCGCACCUCCAACUUCCAAACCCGGUGCCACACGUUUUGAAAUCAGAGUACCAGGUGCAGAUACAAAUCCAUUCUACGUACUAGCAGCUAUCCUAUCAUUAGGGUGGAGAGGAGUAGAAAAGAAAUUAGAAAUUCAACAACCACCGUUAGGAAAAGGUCAAGAUGUAGGAGGAAAAGCAGAUCCAGGGGUUAGAUUAGCGAAGAAUUUGAAAGAAGCCACGGAGAAGUUCAUGGAGAAGGAUAGUAUAGCGAGAGAAGUGUUCGGAGAUGAAUUCGUAGAUCAUUAUGGUGGUACCAGGGAACAUGAAAUUAGACUGUGGGAUGAGGCAGUAACGGAUUGGGAGGUUAGAAGAUAUAUCGAGAGUGUCUAA